AUGUCGUUGAAAACACUUAAUAUCUCUAACUCAGACGAUGUGAUGUUAUUAGCUCGUAUCGCUGAGCAGUCUGAGCAGUAUGAUGAUAUGAUAGACAUUUUAAAACCCUUUUUCGAGAAAAAAGAAGGAGAUCUUAGUACAGAAGAGCGCAAUAUACUAUGCUUAGCCUAUAAAAAUGCAGUUGGCAUGAGAAGAAUCGCUUGGAGAGCAGCCGCUGCUGUUACUAAAAUUCCAAAAUACAAAGAUUACUCGAAGGACACUCUAUCUUAUCAGAAGAGAUUAGAAGAAGAGGUUGUCAAUCUUUGCAAAGACAUGCUAAAAUUAGCGAAAUCGCUAUAAGCAAGAGCUAAAAAAGAUAACAAUGUUGAAAGUCAAAUUUUCUAUAGCAAAUUGCAAGGAGACUAUUUCAGGUAUGUUGCAGAAGUUGGUGACGGGGAAAGACUAGAAAAAGCAACUUAAAUGGCAUUAGAUAGCUAUAAUAAAGGCAUAGAAUUAGCUGAGUAGCUUUCACCCGCUGACCCCACAAGGUUAUCAUUACUUUUGAACUAUUCAGUUUUUUGCUACGAGAAUGUUGGGUAAAAAGAGCAAGCAAUAGAAAUCGCAAACUAAGCGUUUGAAGAUGCAAACUCAGAUUUAGAUCAAGUAGACAAAGCUAAGGCUCAAGAAUCUGCAACUAUACUUGAGUUUAUAAAGGAAAACCUAGGUCAGUGGAAAUAAAAACUAAAGGAGGGUAAGAGUGGUACUAAAAACUUAUUCAGUUAACAGGAUUCUGAAGCUUAAUUUAUAAAUCAAGAUGACUAUGAUGAUGAUGACUAUUGA
This is a messenger RNA of Stylonychia lemnae, 819 nucleotides long. The record is from the annotation of a GenBank genome assembly. NCBI's taxonomy places the organism in Eukaryota, Ciliophora, Spirotrichea, Sporadotrichida, Oxytrichidae.